AUGCCAAAGCAGCGUCUGUCUGCCGCGGUCUUGCCACCACCCUCUUCUCCUCUCCCCAUCUUCUUCUUUCCCAGCCUCUUAUUCUCCACCAUCUUCUUGUGGCCUCCAUCUCCCCACCUUCUUCUCGCAGCAGCGUCUUCCUGCCGCGCUUUUCUCCCCACUGUCUUCUCCCCGCGCCGUCUUCUCCCUUCACCGUCUUCUCCCCGCGCCUUUCCCACAACCGUUUUCUACCCACCCGUUUUCUUCCCACAGCGUUUUCUUCCCGUGUCCUCCCACCGUCUCGCAGCAACGUCUCGUUUCCGUCUCCCCACCUUCUCCCAGCAGCGACUUCCUGCCGCGCUUUUCUCUCCCCGCACCCUCUUCUCCCCUCUUCCUCUCCCACCGCCUUCUCCCCCGAUCGUCUUCUCGCCCACUCCCUUCUCCGCGCUCUCCCACUGCCUUUCACUUAGAAGCCCUCCACGCAUGCGCGCGCCUGUGUCCCAGCGCCCGCAGCCGACUGGAGACCCCGGAGAGUCGCUGCCUGUGCCACCGCGGCUGCCCCCGCCCCCACCGCUACCUCAGAACUGA
Messenger RNA from Mandrillus leucophaeus (drill), 567 nucleotides. RefSeq names its product leucine-rich repeat extensin-like protein 3. The record is from RefSeq and is a predicted model, not a curated record. Lineage: Eukaryota; Metazoa; Chordata; Mammalia; Primates; Cercopithecidae.